GUCAAAUAGCCCCUAGAGCAUUCCCAUACCACGAGUACUCUAAGCAGUCGAAAUCAACGAGGUAAAAAUAUCCACUGGGUUAACAUCGAGCCUCAACCGCUCCCAUACCUUAAAAUGAACUUAUUCGUGAACCCAUUCCGGGCGCAGACCCGAACAGGAACCGAGUGGUUCUCAGUCGGCGUCGCUUCGUCGUUUCCGGAUGUCAGUCUCGACGCCGAAAGUGAGCCCCGGCUUUGCGGCAAGCGCGGCGCGGAUACCAAACCGGGAUGCAAGAUCUUCCACGUCCCCAAGACGGACACCUCUCAACGAACCGAGGUCGACAUUCCACCAGCGGAGGAAACAGCACAGGACUUGACGGACCAGGUCCUCGUGUUUCAAUAUCGCAGCACGUUCCAUGCCAUCGACCACCAAUGCCCUCAUUCCUCCUAUCCCCUUUCACAGGGCAUCCCAUUCGAUAUCGAGGACUUUGGGAUUGUGCUUAGCGCAGGGCUUACGUGUCCGAAGCACGGCUGGUCCUUUGACUUGUUCUCGGGCAGGUCGGACCGCGGGAAUUACAAGCUCAAGAUAUGGGAGGUGCAGCUGCGUGACAUUGAUGGCUCGGAGACGGGCGAGAAGGAGGUGUGGGUGAGGAGAAAGCCAAGGAUUGGCUGAAAGAUUGAUUUUGGAGAGGGGGGAUGGGUGUCUUAAGGUACCAGGUACCUAGCAGGUAUUAUCCGUGCUUUGCCGGCUGUCACUGGUCAUUAACGGUGUUGAACUACCAAGACCUUUGUGGUCUUUGUGCCGACUAUGGCUUCAAGCCCUCCCACAUAUAACCUAGUUCACUGGCUUAGGUGGGCACAUCAC
Chaetomium strumarium is the source of this 843-nucleotide messenger RNA. RefSeq lists its product as uncharacterized. Bases 115 to 651 code for a protein of 178 amino acids. The record is from RefSeq and is a predicted model, not a curated record. NCBI's taxonomy places the organism in Eukaryota, Fungi, Ascomycota, Sordariomycetes, Sordariales, Chaetomiaceae. The transcript is spliced from 2 exons. Gene Ontology annotation, molecular function: 2 iron, 2 sulfur cluster binding.